AUGAGAGUUUAUAUUGCGCUCACGCUUAUGUCUUUUACUGCGCGCUUUGGAGUGUCCCAGUAUCUUCUGCGGGUGCGUCCAUCUCCCAGUGAUCACCUGCCCGUGCUGGAUCUGAAGGAGGACUUAAACCGCGAUGGGGAACCCUCUGAGGAAGAUCUCUCUGUGCCAAACCUGAAAGGCAAACUUGGAGACAGUUUUGAUUCCACUCGAAUGUCGAUCGGUCCACCGACUCAUGGAAAUCUAUCCCUAAAACAUUCACGCAUCAGUCUCACUGGACACAUGCCGCGUGAACUGAGAAAGCUGAACUUGAAUGACCGCAUGUACGGCCAACGUCUCAAAAUAAACAAAAUAAACCGUCAGAAAUUCCGCAGGUGGCUCUGGGCACACACGUAUUGCCCCGUCUUGCCAGUCUGGAAGGACCUCGGGGUGCGCUUCUGGCCACGUUACAUCAAAGAAGGACGUUGCACUCGCAAAUAUUCAUGCUCUGUACCAAAGGGAAUGUACUGCAAGCCUAAUCGAUCUGUUCACGUCACGCUUCUUCGGUGGCGUUGCCAAGGCUCUUCCAAGCUCCGGCGUUGCUACUGGAUCCACGUACAGUAUCCCGUAAUCUCCAAGUGUGAGUGUUCGUGCUGA
Messenger RNA from Alosa alosa (allis shad), 633 nucleotides. RefSeq names its product noggin 5 (gene nog5). The transcript has a single exon. Gene Ontology annotation, biological process: negative regulation of cell differentiation; osteoblast differentiation; dorsal/ventral pattern formation. The record is from RefSeq and is a predicted model, not a curated record. NCBI's taxonomy places the organism in Eukaryota, Metazoa, Chordata, Actinopteri, Clupeiformes, Clupeidae. Bases 1 to 633 code for a protein of 210 amino acids.